This is a messenger RNA of Phlebotomus papatasi, 8503 nucleotides long. RefSeq names its product voltage-dependent calcium channel subunit alpha-2/delta-3 (gene Ca-Ma2d). Gene Ontology annotation, molecular function: voltage-gated calcium channel activity. The coding region runs from base 766 to 4350 and encodes 1194 amino acids. The record is from RefSeq and is a predicted model, not a curated record. Lineage: Eukaryota; Metazoa; Arthropoda; Insecta; Diptera; Psychodidae. Gene Ontology annotation, cellular component: voltage-gated calcium channel complex. The transcript is spliced from 8 exons.
UCUGCUACAGCUGGAAGCUGGAUGGCGUUUUAGAGUUUGGAUUUGCAGUGUCUUCAGGGAGCGGGCGUUUGUUUUGGGCGGGAAAAUUGGCGACCUUAAGGGGAAUCGGGUUUCUGGAUAAAUAGCUCAAGGUUGUUACAUCUUCCGGUGAUUUCAUUUUUUUUUUGUGUGCAUUGAAGCCAAGAGAAAAGGGAUCCACCCUGUUUCAGGAGCAUUUCCCUCGGAUUUCAGGAGCGCAUGCGUUGCGGAAAAGCACGUUUUCCCUUCGGGUUGUUCUAGUUGUCUUCCUCUGAAUUUACUUGACCAUCUCUCUUCCACUGUCAGUCGGAUUGUGACUUUUCCGUGGGAAAUCCAUCUUCAUUGCGUUGCUUGACUUCUCGAGAGUGUCACUUGAGCACGUCCCUGCUGAGGACCCCAUUUUCACCUCGUACUGGAGUUCAGGGGGGUUUUCUUAUUGGGAAAAUUGGGGCUUUUUGGGAAGUACUGCAAUUCCGUGAAAUAUCUCGGUCACUCCCGUGGGAAACAGUGUCUGAGUUGGGCGUGUAAAAAUAGACCAAGUGAGCCUCCCAUGUGUCGGAUUUUUCACAAAUUCAACGCAGUUUUCCCUGAACAGUGAGCUCGUGAAAAUUGUGCCAUGAUCAGUGCUGAGAUUUAACAUUAGCCAACAAGGAACUUUGCUGAGUUAGGAAGUAAUCAAGAAGGAGGAGGCUUGGGAUUGUCCUUCCGGAUGUGCAAUGUGAAGGAUUGUAGGAAGUGCGGGAAAAAAUGGGUGUGAAGUGUUUUCCACGGAUUCAUUGUGCGACUUUUCUGGCAAUUUUGCCCCUUCUUAGUCUCAUGCACAGCACAGGGAUUCUAGCUACUCCAGAAGGUGAUAAUGUCGAACAAUGGGCAAAGAAGUUUGGAGAUGAAUUAUGGGAGCUUGGCCAGAAGAUGACGAAAUCGCCGGAAAUUCAAGCGAAAUACAAAGCCUACAAUGCACGAGUUGAGGAAAAGAACGGUUCAAGUCUCAUUGACUCAAUUGUGGAAAAUGUAGGAAGGAUGUUUAUCCGGAAGAUGGAUGCUGUUAAGUGCAUUCUGCACGUUGCUGAGGAAGUUUCUGAACAAUUUGAAUUCAAUGAGACCUAUCCAGGGAACUUUAGUUACUACUCAAGCAAGUACAGCGAUAUCCAUGGACAUGAGCGAACUGAAGAAUUGCCAGAAUCCAUUCUGAAUAACUUUUUUAUGUAUCGAGAAAUGUUUCUGGAUCAGGAUACGCACUUCUACAACAUUUCAGUAAAUACAACUCAUAGUUCGGUUCAUGUGCCAACAAACGUAUACGAUCGAUCUCCAAAAGUUAUGGAAGCCCUACAGUGGUCAGAAGCUUUGGAUGAGGUCUUCGUGCAGAACUAUAAUUCAGAUCCUGCACUAUCCUGGCAGUAUUUUGGGUCCUAUACUGGACUACUGAGGCACUAUCCUGCCAUGGAAUGGGAAGGCGAGGAUGUCGAUGUCUACGACUGCCGAAGACGGUCCUGGUACAUCGAAACAGCAACCUGUUCCAAGGAUGUCGUUAUCCUUCUGGACAAUUCAGGAUCCAUGACAGGAUUCAGGAACUACAUCGCUCAACUUACGGUUAAGAGUGUCCUGGAGACAUUCAGCAACAAUGACUUCAUCAAUAUCUACAACUAUUCGAAUGGAGUUCAAGAACUAGUACCUUGCUUUAAUGAUAUGUUGGUUCAAGCUACUCCGGAAAAUAUAAAGGUCUUUAAUGAUGCAGUUCAAGGACUAGAACCAGAAGGAUACGCCAAUGUCUCCAAAGCCUUCAUAAGAGCCUUUCAACUAUUAGAGAAAUACCGCGAAAUCCGUCGAUGCAAUGAAUCAACAACUGGAUGCAAUCAAGCUAUCAUGUUGAUAACAGACGGAGUUCCAGGCAAUCUAACAGAAGUGUUCAAUGAAUGGAAUAGAGUAGAAGUUGCCAAUGAGACUAAAACCCCUGUUAGGAUAUUCACAUACCUUCUGGGCAAGGAAGUGACUAAAGUAAGAGAAAUCCAAUGGAUGGCCUGCCUCAAUCGUGGCUACUACUCCCACAUUCAAACCUUGGAUCAGGUUCAGGAAGAAGUCCUGAAGUAUGUCACGGUUAUAGCAACACCUCUGGUUCUACAAGGAGUCGAACAUCCUCCUACUUGGACACAUGCGUUCGCAGAUAAAGCUUACAAGCAAGAAGAUGAGGAUAGCCCUCCUAGGCUUAUGAUAGCCGUAGGAGUACCGGCCUUUGAUCAUGAGUUUGAUCCCAUACGGAACGUUACGAGAAGUAUAAGUUUGCUUGGAGUAGCUGGGACUGAUGUUCCUAUAGAAGACAUAGACAAGCUUACUUUGCCUUACAAGCUUGGGGUAAAUGGGUACUCCUUCAUAAUAAGCAACAACGGGUACGUUCUCCUACAUCCAGACCUUAGGCCAACUUACAAGGGUAUCCUGAAACGAAACUACAACAGCAUAGACUUAACGGAAGUCGAACAAUUUGACGAUGGUCGGGAAGGUAGAGAUCCUGGAGAUGAUCUACUAAAACUCAGGGAGAGUCUAGUUAACACAGAAAAGCAUCAAAUGCUGAAAAUACCCGUGAGAUUUCACUACGAUAAAAUGCGAAGGGUUUCUCAAGAAUUUCAGGACUACUAUUUCGCUCCUUUGGCUAAUACGCCAUUCUCGCUUGGUUUGGCUCUUCCUCACGACUACGGAAAUACCUGGAUUAAAGUGGGAAAUGAGAUCAAGCGAAACCAGAUUACAGGAGUGAAUAUUUCGGAUUUCUUCGUUGGGGAGAACUGGAAGGUUCAUCCAGAUUGGGUCUACUGCAAGUAUCACUAUCUGGAAGGGCAUGAGUUUAAAACACCCGAAGAUGAACUUAGGCACUUUCUGAAGAAACUCUAUGAUCCUCAAUGGACCUGGUCUCAGCAGUAUGAGCCCGAUGUUGGCUUUGAUUCAACAAUGGGUGAUUCAAAUGAACCAAACUGCGGAAGGAAGACACUUAACGAUGAUGCCUACUACUGCAAUAGAGAACUUGUACAACUUCUCGUCUUUGAUGCUAAAGUUACCAACACUUCCUACCGCGAAUGGCGCUUUGAGUCUGCUGAGGAGAAGGAACUAAUUCAGAGGUAUAAUGCAACGCUGAGAUUUGUGGCUACUAUGAGUGGCCUUACUAGGUGGCAGUUCAUCUUUGGCGAGGUUGAAGUCGAUACAGAUCGAGAAUUUGGAGACUACCACACAACAGCUAUAGAGGAGAGUUGGUACAAGAGCGCCAUUCUUCAGCAUAAAAUAGAUCCACAGAGUUUUGUCUACUCCGUCCCACAUGCCAGUGAUCCUGCUGAGGACUACGAACUCAAGGUAACUGCUUCACAUGCGAUUUUUCCAAGAGAUGGAGGUAUGGAAGCACCAGCAGCUGUUGUAGGCUUUCAGUUCUCACAUGAACUCAUGUACGAGCGUUUCAUAGAACUGACUUCAAAGACUUAUUGCAACGACUGCAUGAAGAGCUGCGAGUCGGACGAGCAGGACUGCUACGUAAUUGACAAUAAUGGGUAUGUGAUUUUGUCAGAAACGCAAAAUGAUACUGGUAGAUUCUUCGGAGAACUCGAGGGAGCCGUUAUGGAAUCCAUGGUUGAGGCUGGGAUAUUUAAGAGCAUUACAGUGUACGAUUGGCAGGCUCUGUGCUUUGAGGAUCGUGUUGUCUCGAACGACAGUAAUUUUCUGAUGUCCCCUCUGAAACUUUUGAUCCUCGGCUUGGAAUGGUUUCUAACUGAGUUCGUUUUGCAUCUGUCCCGGUUACACCUUUGGCUGGUUGAGGGUGUACCAUUGGAGGAAGUCUACGAUGACUACGAUACAGCCACACCACCUUACGACAAAGGUCCAUCCCAAAAGAAACUCCGCAAAGGUCAGAGUCAGGAAGAAGAGGACUAUUUCAAUCGACCAAAGGAGAUUAAGUAUGAGACCUUUCACUAUGCCUGCGAUAAGCAGUCACAGCUCUACAUCCUCAAUCAAAGCAUGUUCAUUCAGGGGAAUGGAUUUUCGGGCGAAGGACCAAGAAACUGCUCCCGUCCAUACUACAUUAAACGCAUCCCACAUUCAAAUCUCAUUCUGGUCGUCGUUAACACAAUGUACUCCAGUUGCUAUCGUUUUCUAACAGCUGAGCCUCAGGUCAUUUUGUACAAUGUCUCCUUUCCUUGCCACAAGCUCGCCAUGAACUACCUUCCUCGUCGACGACUGGAGGAAUGCUUCACUGAGCAUCCGGACGAAGAGGAGAUGACCUACUGUGGCUCAGCUGCGGACCAUUUACCGUCAAUUGUGGCAUUUCUCAUCAGCCUCAUCCUCCUCCUCUCCCUCCAUUGAAGCCUUUGACUUUUAGACAACUUUUAAUUGUAGGACUGCCUGGCACAAUCCGGUCCCUCCCUCGAGCACAGGGUAAGACGCCAAUACUCUAGGUGACUUUACUAGACAAUGUGGUUGUAGAAUUUAUAGCAGAACAAAUGUAACAGAAUCAAAUAUUUUCGGUGUAGAUAGUGAAAAAUUUGCAACUUUUCCUUUUAAACUUUAUUAAGGGGAUUUUCAUUAGCAAUUUGUAAAACUUGUUUUUGAUUUUGGUUGGACGGAUUAAAAAGUUUACAAAAUCAAAACGAAGAUUGGCAUUAAAAAGCAUGAUAAUAUUGAAUUCUUGAUUAUCAGAUGAUUUAUGAUUCUGAGAAAUAGUGUGAUAUUGUUUGUCUAUCUGUCUGUCUUAUUCGUUUUACUUUCCGGCUGUUGCCAGACUUAGAGGCCAAACGGUUGGAGAUAGUGACUUUAGACCUUCGGCAACCCCUACGCCAAAGUUCCGAUUAUGGAUAUGGGUUAUUGAUAUGCUCAUCAAUGUACCAAGGAGAACAAUGUGAGUUGAACAUUUGUUCUCCUAAAUAAAGUCGGUUGGAUCAGUAACUGUGUUAACUGCAUUUGCUUGUGUCUGCAUUCAUUGUAAGCGACGCAUCACUGCGUGGCGUUUCCUACGAAUGGAAACACAAAGCAUAUGUAGCUUGCACCAUUGUUAAUCCAACCGAUGAUAUGUAGAUUCCUUUCAGGAUCGCAAAAUAAAGUAAAGUUGUAGAUCAUAAAUUAGACCGAUAGUCUAUCUUUGCCUUUAUCGGUACAAAAAAUGAGAUAACAAAGUGUGCAAGCAUUGCUGAGUGCUCGAACUCACGAAUAGGAACUCUCUGUGAAUUAUCUUUUCGCAAGGUUUUUAGAUGCAUAUCGGCUUACUACCGAUUAAAUUUAUUCACAAAUUUAAAAGAAAAACACCAUUCCGAAAAAGAAAUUUGAUUAAGAGCCUUAAGAGCACGUUUUUAAAAAAGUAAAUUCGAGAGAAGUAUAGAAAAGUGGAUAUACUUUCCGAACUUGCUGCUUGAAACCGAUGAUACCCAUUUGAAAAUUUCAAGACAAGUCAGGAAAAUCGGUUGAGAAAUAGGCAAUUCAACGUGGUUUAAUUUUGACCUUCGAAAAUUCGAUAACGAAAUGUUUUCCGGUCAUAAGUGACUAUGGGCAAAAUAAUCACCUGUAGGGGAAUUCUGUAAUUUUCGUGGCAUUGUCAUGCGUGAGUUCGAAGUCUGACAAUGCCAUUCGAGCUUUAUUUGUCAUAUCAUAUUUCGUCAUAGCAUAGUUCGAAAAUGCAAUUAAUUGAUUUUUUAAUGAAAUCUGUUUACUUGACAAUUUUAUAAAAAUACAGUACGUCUUGGUUGAUUUAUUUAACAAAAUUCAUUGUCAUUUGAAUUGCCAGAAAUCUCAAAUACUUGACUUCUGACAAUACCACGUGAGCUCAAAUAGCAAUGUCACGGCUAUAGAAUCGCGUUUUCGAUAAAGCUCUCCGAUUCGAGCCCAAUUUGUCAUAUGGCAUUGCCAGAGUGUUACAGAAUUCCCUUCCUGGAUUACCUUCAAAACACACACACGCAGACGCUUUGCCAUUUUCCCAAAAGGUGGGGCUGUCGCACCUUGUAUACAGUAGAGUCUUCUAAAUUCGAACGCUCGGGGGAUAUUUUUGACAUUUCUCACCUCUCAAAUUCGAACGAUUUUUUCAAAACCAACGAAAUUUAUGUGAGAUUAAAUUGUACUUUGAAUCAAAUUCCCGUACUUUCUUACAAUUCUUAGUUGUAACAUACUUCUUUUUCAUUUUAUACGAUCAUAAUGUAUGUAAACAUUCAGGAAGAAGCACAUAAAUAUUAUUUUCAUUCAUUCAGAAUACGAAUUUUUCAACAUAACCACACAAUUGGCAUUUUGAAUCCAAACGUCGUUCGAAUUUGAGAGAUUCAGAUUUGAGAGACUCUACUGUAUAUUACCACCAGGCAUAAUCUAUACAAGGAUACAAAUUUUUGGUUUUAAGUUUUACUGCCGGUUUCCGCCUGACGCCAAGUUAGUAACCAUGUCUGAUUGGCUUUGGGGCUGUCCGUUGGCAAGUAAAAUGCUCACUCUUCCGCACACGACUCUUUUGUGGCUAUAUAUAACCGUCGUCAUAAAACCUCAUGCCCCGAAAUAUACUUCAGAUCACCAAGACGUCCCCUCUUCCGUCAGUCUUUAACCGAAAAUUUCGAGUGGAGUCUAGGGCUCACCUCGUGAAAUUGGAAGUACGGAAUACGAUAGUAUUAAUUAUUAUUCUGAACCCUUAAAGCGCUCUUGACUACCAUCAAAACUAGAUUUUAUUUUUCAUUUUCGAACUUGUCUUGACUACCUUCAAAAUAUGUUCGAAAAUAAAAAAAAAUGUAGGAACCGUUUUCGAAAUAAACAAAAAACAUGAUUUUGGUGGCUAGAUAAUAUUCACUUAUGGAGGGGUCACCGAAGACCGAAAGUCUCUUAUAUGGGCUUUAGACCUAAGACUAAGCCAAAUGGCGUAACUCCACUGAUUUGUAAUCGAUUACGAUUUUUUGAAAAAAUUGACUUAGGAUUGGAUUAUCAAAGAUAUAUAACCUUUGAGGCUCUCAAAAAGCGACGAAGUUGCUCGCUAUUGGGGACUUUGAGGCUUUCUGGAACUGGGCUAAACCUCUAGUCUGAAGACCGCUUUACUGAUUGUGCUUCACAUCGGUGAGAAAUUGAAGAAAAAAGUUGAUUAAAUAACUGCUUAUCUUUUUGAGUUCGAGCAGUGAAAAACGGUCAAAACUUCUAUAUGUCUUAGACGUUGUUUAGGCUCGCAUUUCCUCCAUAAUGACAAAAUACCGUCGAACCAUUUCUAAUACCGGUUUUUAAGGCCAUAUGUUAAAAAUUCCCUAAAGAAAGAAUUUCUGAAUCAACUUGACCGUACCGCUUCACUGGAAAGGUCUUGAAAUUCCAGACAAGUAUGAACGGGUUGCUACUGAUUAUGAACCGGUAAUGAGCUGAUAAUGCGUUUUUAUCCGUUUUAUUUUACUUCUAAAAUCUGAACUAUAAUCUGGAUUUACAGUUUAUCCUCUUAGUAUCAUCUGGUAAAAUUUAGGAAUCCUGAGAUUUUCAGAAAAAAUACUUUUCACUGUUUGUCUGAAUUUACGGUGCCUGUUCUAGAGGUCAAACGUCUAGAAAUAAUGACUUGGGGUUAUUGGAUGUCCUGAUGAUUUGUUUGUUUUUUAUGUGCAAAUGAUCCUUAUUAUUAUUUCGUUGAACAUAUUGACAUUAACUAGUACAAUUUCCUGAAUUAUUUAUUAAUUUAAUCACAUUUUUCGGAGUUUAUGCAUAAAUUCAGAAAUAAAUUUGCAUUGAGAAAAUUCCAAAAAAGAAAGAUUACAAAACUAACACAUAACACAAAGACAUUUUAUCUAAAUGAUUUACUUUUAAAUUGAACAUUUUGUAUGGCGUAAGAUUUCCAUUUGUUCUAAAAGAAACAAAAAAACUUUUCUUUGCUAAUUUUACGAAUACACUUCUGUUUAUUGAAUAAGAGUUUUCAUACCUCUUUUUUUUUCAAGCUAUUGAUCCGAUCGUUCAACCCAGACUAAUAUUUCCUGCGUGUCUGAUAUCAUAAAUAAUUUUUAAUCAGCCUAAUUAUAAUUUCUAAAUAGUUACAAAAUCCAAAUUAAAAUAAAAACCAUUCGUAAACAAUGUUGCCGAUGAAAAUCACCCUGAAGUUUUUUUGUAUAACAUUAUAAUCAUCAUUUCCUAAAGACACACACGUGACAUUUUCUUUAAAAAAGAAACAGAACGUAGUAAAUUAGUCGAAGAGAAAAAAAAACACACUUAUAUACGGGAUUUUUAACAUUUUACCUUAUAUAUACAUUUUAAAUAUAUACCAGUGAAGAAAACAAUUAAAAAAAUUUUGUAUAAAUGUGAUCCUACUUUUUAACAUGAACUCUUAGAAUUAAAAGAAAAAAAUGACACACGCAAUUUAUUAUGGUAAAUUUGUUAAAAACAGAACAUAAAGGAACAAAAAAUAUUUAAUACAAUAAUUAUAUUAUAGGCAAAAAAAUCGUACACAGAAUAUUUAUUGUGUAAAAUUGUAAUGGGAUUAAAUGUUGAUAAAAAAAUAUUUGUUGUUUCAUCAAAUAAUAAAUUUUUGAAUGAAAAA